This is a messenger RNA of Cladocopium goreaui, 4437 nucleotides long. Lineage: Eukaryota; Dinophyceae; Suessiales; Symbiodiniaceae. The record is from the annotation of a GenBank genome assembly.
AUGGCCAUGGAUGUCCCGCCCAACUUCAGCCGUGGCGGGCUGGCUUGGGAGCUGCCAACGGGAGCCAAGCCGGCUUCGGCCAGGCCCAAGGCUCAAGUGCGUCCUCCCAAAUGGGCCGCCUUGCCGACCAUGGCAGCCACCUAUGGGCGCAAGGUCCGUGCGCGCGUGGACGGUCGCGCGUCGACGGCUUCGGGGAAGACGAUGACGGCGAAGAGGCUUGCCAGCUUCAAGGCCAAACAGGCUGAGACGCUGAGCAUCUUCCGGAAAUAUGCGGAAGCCAAGAGCUGGGAGAAACUUCAUCGCCAUCAUUUCGACUGGUGGAUGUUUCCAAUCGAUGACGGCUCCAAGGCAGAGUUCAACCUUUGCAGUGAGGAAGAUGUGAGUGCCUUGCGAAACGAUGCUGAAUGGUUGGAAGGAUAUCACGAAGCCGUACGCCUGGCCUGCGCUGCUUGGGGCUGGGAUCUGGACCAACAAAGCCGCAUCGCCCCAGCGGAGAAGGGCAUGGGCUGGACGGACUGGGACGUGCGCUUGGCCAAGAUGUGCCGGAGUGUGUACCUCAUGGAGGAGGAAGAAUUGCUCACAUCGCUGCAGAAAUUCGCGCGCGAGCUGCAAGAAAACGAAAAGGAAGGAAAAGGUUUCUUCUACGGCACCAUUUGCUUGGAUGAAUUGCUGUACUUUGAGCUUCCGCGAGCUAAGCCCGAUCUGCCCCUGGCAGUCAAGUUGACCGAGCGAGUGGAGAAGUUCAUCCAAGAACUGGUCGACAGCUCCAAGACCGAGGGGGAAGCCACCUUCGAGUUUUGGCCCGACACCGGAGCUGGCAGUUGGAUUCGACUGAAGAACAAGAAAGGUAGCUAUGGCAAAAACGGCAACCAGAACUACAGUGGCUAUGGCUAUGGUAGCUACUCCUACGGCUAUCGAAGAGGUGCCGGCGCGAGCGCGAGCGAGGAGAAGGAGCUUCCGGCGGUGUCUGCCAAGCCCCAAGACCAAAAGGAGGAGUCGAGCGGCAGGGGGGCGUUGCCAGGCUGGAUCACAAGGGCUGAGCCAGACGUUGCAGCAGCUGGAGCCAGGGAGCCCGCAGAAGCACCAGCAACACGGCAAGUUUUAGACUUCCAAGUGCAGGGUGUGCUGCAAAAUGCCUUGCACCAGUCGCACCCUCCAGUGGCCAGAUCCGAGUUGCAUCAAGUGAUCCAACAGCACCCCUCUUCCAUCGCAAUUUUGGCGACCAUGGUGCAAAGUUGGAUCGCAAGAGGACUUCCCUUUUUUUUGACGUUGGCAUGUUCGGCCACCAGUGAAGCUCUGAACUUCACGCAGCUUCUGGGAUGGUCGCCCCGGUUGCUGGGCCACGGCACCGGAGCCGGGCAGUUCAACAUCACCCUUGUGCCUGCAGAGGGGACGACCAGUGGAACUGUGAAUCAACUCUUUAACAUGGGCCUGCAGCUGAUUUAUAACUUUGACCAGCGCAACGCCAAACUGGUCUUUCAGGAAGCCAUUCGCCUCAGCCAUCACUGCGCGCUGUGCUCCUGGGGCUUCGCCCACGCCUGCGGCCCCACGUUGAACGCGCCGUUGAAGAACCGCGACGACCAUAGGGCCGGCGCACUGGCGGCCAGGCAGGCCAUGGAAGUGAUGGAGCGGAGACCGGAGAUCUACAGCGCCAAGGAGCAGGUGCUGAUCCGCUCCAUGGCGCAGCGCUACGACGGUCCCAAGGGUCCCGAUGCCUCUGACACUCGCGCGGCGGGAAAACGCUACGCGGAGCGCCUGCGAAGUUUGACGGAAGAGAUGAAUCUCUUGGAAGAUAUCGAUCUCAAGGUCUUUUUGGCAGAGGCCCUGAUGCUCCAACUCUGCACUCCCAAUGAGUGGCACUUCUACCAGGGUGAAGGUGUGAUGACGCCGCUGCCCAUGCCCCAGACGGUGGAAAGCACCAAACUGCUGCGAGAAGUCCUGGAGGUCACGAAUCAGACACAUCCCUAUGCGCAGCACCUGCUGAUCCACAGCACCGAGAUGUCCAACGUCCAAGCCGAAACGGCUCUCACCAGCGCAGAGCACCUGCUGGCGAAUACCGCCAAGUUGCAAGACCAGCAUCUUCAACACAUGACCAGUCAUACCUAUCUUCGAACUGGACGUUAUCAUCAAGCAUUGCUGAGCAAUGUAGUCGCCGUCCGAAGUGAUGACGCGUACUUGCAGCAUCAUUGGAUGCCCUACGGCCCUGGCCACAACUCAGUUUUCUUGGUUUGCUGCGCCCUCUGGGGAGGUGAAAAGGCGGAAGCCUACAAGUAUGUCCAGGUGGCGCAGAAGGUCUUUGCGCGCGCGCCAGGUCAAUCCGACUUCCCGGACGGCAGCAUGGCCUGGAAUUACCCCCUGCUGGUGGCCUUGCGCUUCGCUGAGUGGCCCAGGCUGGCAUCGCUGGAGCGGGAAGCACCGGAGCCAUGGGGCGCCAAGUGGGUCUAUGGAGGUCCUUUCCUGUCCCACUUUGCGCAUGGCAUCGCAGCCGCCCACCUUGGUCACGCGGCGGAGGCGGCGGAGCAUCUGACACAGCUGCGGAGGUUGAUGCCGGCAGUGGAGGAACAGGGGAAGUAUACCAAUGAGCCCUUGAUCGCGAACCACACGGCCUCAGCCGUGCUGGCCAUGGAGGCAGGCCGUGUCGAAGGUGCGCUAGAGGCCUUGGCUGCUGCGGUGGAGGUGGAGAUGGCCAUGCCCUAUGGGCUGCCGCCCAACUGGCUGCUCCCCACGCGCGAGUGCUACGGCCAAGCCUUGCUCCGUGCCGAGCGCUUCGCUGAGGCCGAGGGCAUCUUUCGCCAGGCGCUGGAGGUAGAUUCCUUCCAUGCGGAGCCGAAGUGUGGCUGGGCCCUCUUGGGUUUGCGCCGCAGUUUGGCGGCACAAAACCGAGAUCUUGAAGUGGAAGCUGUGGACAAGGAGAUCGCAGAAGCGUGGAAGUUUGCAGACGUUCCACUGAAGUCACCAUGUUCGUUGAUUGAUCUGGGGCCACCAGUGCCGUCAGGGUGUAGCCGAUUUGGUCUCCGAUUUGCAGACAUCAGCAAGGAUGCAAAGGCGCCAGCUCCACCAGCACCCAAACCUUUGGCGCCCGCAGUGCCGGUAGCGCCUGCAGUCUUUGAGGUUUUGGAUGCUGGCUCUGGCAGCGCUUUGAAGAAGGCCUCCAACAAGAUGAAAUUGCCGGAGCCAGAGGCCGCACCGCCACCCCCCAAGGCUGACACAUCCCCUACAUCCCCAGCCUCUCCGGCUCCCAGACCGCCACCGCAGGCUCCAGCAAGUCCAAGCUCCCGGACCGAGGUCGUGCCACCCCCUCCGCCACCACCGGUGGCAGAGAGUGGCACUGGCGCCCGGAGGAACGGAGAGAUGACAGCUGCUCCAGAGCAAGUGAAGAAAGGGCGCUUGAGGUCCUUUCUCUUGGAGAAGGGCUUUGGUUUUAUCUCGCUCGAGGAUAUCGAGUUGGACGUUUUCGUCCACGUGAGCACCUUUGAAGGACAGAAGCCCAACGACUUCCCGGGCUUGCCGGGUUUGCCGCCAGUGGGACAGGAAGUGGAGUUCACUGUGUCAGAAGGCCAUGCCAGGCCCCGCGCAGCCUGGGCUCGCAUCACUGGGCCCGCGCUGCCGAUGGACGGAGGCAAAGUGCUCUGCAAGUCCUUGGGCUACGUCUUGCAAAGGCCUGAGCGAUAUUUGGACUUCAGACAUUUGGUGAAGGGCUGGGCCACCUUGUUGCACGUGUUGCAGCACGAUCUGUUGAAAACGGCGAUCGAGGCCUUGGCCCCGGAAGGAGCACAGAAGUUGUCCCAAGGUGUACUACCUGAAGCCGUGCUGGCAGCGAUUGAAGAUUUGGCCGUCUGCGUGGUGGCACCCAACGCCGAAGCGGCCAAUGAGAAGAUCGCGGCCGAGGGCCAAGACCAGUUCAAUUUCCACGUGUGGCUGCAACAAGAGGCCUUCCUGUCAGAUGCGGCAGUGCCAGAGGCAGAACGCCUCUGGAUCAGACACGCUUCGCGCGCCAGAAGUGAGGAGAUGCGACAUCGGCGGGAGGAAACACAUCCUGAAGAUAAGCCUUGGUGGCAGGGAGGUGGCGAUACUGCCGCGGGCGCUGAAUGGGAGCCCCAUCACCUUAAGGCGUCUCACCUGAAUCCUUCCAGUGACUCCUGCAGUGGCGGCCCUGGGGCAGAGAUCAAAGCUGUGAGGAUUUCCUUGGAUUGUGAGAAUCCCUUUAAAGGUCGCAAGGUGUCUGCAAAACGAUGGGACGAACUGAUGAUCGGGAAAAGGUUCGUGAACUUUAAUGCCCUGCAGAAUCUGGGAGAUUCCAAUAAGCCCGCAGUAGCCAUUGGUGUCCUCUACGUUCCUCGGCAGAAGUUUUUGACAACCAGGCCAGCCAAUCUGCAGAUUGGGUGGCUCCGAGAUCCCGUCCUCAUCUCCCAGCCGUUUCUCCCACGACCCCCCUGA